CAUUUCAUUUUGUACAUUGCUCUGCUCUUCACUUCACUUCAGUCAGUGUUGAACUGAACAAAACCGUGAAGAAUUCGUAUAGAUUUUUAUAUUAAGACUAACCUAAUUAGAUAAAUGAAGUGAUCUUAUUUGAAUUUAGGAGUAAAAAAUACGGGGCCAUAAUGCGUCCAGUGCUAUUUGUGGCACUUCUGUGUUGCGGGGUGCUAGCUGCUCGAGCAUAUGAGGACUCCAACCUUGAAGAUGAUGACUUUGCGGAGUUUGAGCAGUUUGAUGCUGACGAUGACCUUCCGGGCGGUGAUCAGGGUUUUCAAGAUUUCAAUGAUGUAGAAAAAGAGGCUCCGGCUCAAAAACCAAAGUUGACUUCAAAUGAAGAAUUUGAGGCAGAAGUUGAGACAGAAGAUGAGCUUGUUGUUGAGGAUGAAGACAAUGAGUUUGAACACUUCCAAGACCCGGAAGAGUUCGAAGGGUUCCAGGACAACGUUCCCAGGAACACUGAGCAGCCAAAGAUUACCAUUUCUAAGGUCCCAAUCACAGUCCGGCCGCGCUGGGACGCUUACUGGUUAGAAGGCGCGCUAUGCUGCCUGCUGGCUGGCUAUGCGCUGUCGUACGCCGUCGGCCGCGCCAAGAACACCGCCAUCGCCACCAACUUCCUCAAACUGCACAAGCCUUUACUAGACGACAAUUUUACUUUAGUCGGUGAAACAGGUAGCGACGUGGUCUGCGUAGGCGAGGACCGCGGCUGGCGGCGCGAGGCGGAACAUUGCUUCACUAUGUGGUGUAGCGGCCGCGUGUGCUGCGAGGGCAUGCUGCUCACUCUCAAGCUCAUCAAGCGUCAAGAUCUAGUCCACGUGAUCCUGGGCAGCUUCCGGAAAACCCCGGACACGCUGCAGGCCCGGAUCGAGCUCGGCAAAGACGACAGUGAUCCGUUUGUGCUGUGCAUCGCGCAGAAGAAGAUCGCCACGCGCCUGGCCAAGGAGAUGCAGGACUUGAGCGUGUUCUGCCCCGAGCGACGGCCUGGCGACAAGCACGGGCUGCCCUCGUCGCUGUCCGUCAUGUCCGAGUGCGGCGAGGCCACGGCCGCCAUCUUGGACGCUCGGGUCACUGCUGCGCUAGCGCAGUACCACGACCACAUACAGUACAUACACAUAUCCGACAAAUACGCCGGCGUCAAGCAGAUGGAGGAGACAGCAGCCACAAAGCCUCCGGACACUGAGCGCGUGCUGAUCGUCUCUCUGGCAUUGGGUCCAGAUGGCGGCGGUGCUGAGGUUCGGCCUCUGUUGCUGCUCGUUUUCCAUCUCUUGGAAAAGGUCAAGCGCACCCGGCUUAGCAAGGAGGCCCUAGCCAAGUGCGAGAAGCGCCGCCAGAAGGUGGCGGAGGCGUGGCUGCGCGGCGCGCACGCGGCGCGCCAGGAGCAGGCCGCGCAGCGCCGCGAGGAGAAGCGCAAGCAGGAGAAGGAGAGGAUACUCGCCGAGGACGACCCAGAGAAACAGCGCCGAUGGGAGCUGAAGGAGCAGAAACGCCAACAGAAGCGCAAGACCCCCAAGAUGAAGCAACUCAAGGUCAAGGCGCUCUAAAGCCCGUACUGAUUAACACUCAAAACUUCAAAUUUUCCAUAUCACUAGCAAGCAAAAGGAUAUUGAUUAUAGAAGAGAACUGUAAGCAAAAUUUGCCUUAGUUUGGUAUUGUACUGCGCCAUAUUUUUCGUGGUGACUGGUUUGUCAAACGUUAUGUUUUGGCAACGAGAGUUGCACGAACUGAAGACGCCUUGUCUGUAAUUUUCUGUACAGAACAGUCUGCCGAUUUUUGCGGCGGAAGGGGCACGUCAAAUGUAUGGCUGUUUGUACGUAACGUAACGUUAGUACAAACAGCCAUGUCAGAUAAACGCCAGUCCAUAUUGUGGGUGAUUUUUUAAAAACGUUGAAGUUAAUUUUCUUGAAUUUUAAGUUACGGGUACUCAAUAAAUGUUUGAUCUCCAUACAAACUUUCAACCCGUUUUUCACCACCUUGAGGGAUGAUUUUAAAUCUCAAAAUAAAACUUGAACCCCAUACAAACUUUCAACCCCUUUUUAACCCUGUUACCCUGUAGCCGGAGAUACACCCAGCUGCAAAAUUUCAUGGCCACUUUAUGAAUGAGUUAAUUCAUAAUGUUUCCAGUCAAUUUGAAAAGCUCGGGCUGUCAAAUUAGAACGAAUUUGACUUAGAUCUUUCUUAUACAAUCAAACCUAAUUUGUUAGUAAUCAUAAACAAAACAAUACUUAGAACGAAUUUGACUUAGAUCUUUCUUAUACAAUCAAACCUAAUUUGUUAGUAAUCAUAAACAAAACAAUACUAAGUCGCCAUAUGAUAAUGAGUUAAUUCAUAAUGUUUCCAGUCAAUUUGAAAAGCUCGGGCUGUCAAAUUAGAACGAAUUUGACUUAGAUCUUUCUUAUACAAUCAAACCUAAUUUGUUAGUAAUCAUAAACAAAACAAUACUAAGUCGCCAUAUGAUGAAUGACUUGUGUUGGGUCUUGAGUGUUGGUUAUUACGAGCCGGAACUGCAACCUUUUCAACCGCGAUAUCUUUACCCCCGCUUUGCCAUUUCGAUCAAUUUUAGCGUCGGUUUACAAACAGUCUAGAAAAACUAUAUUCAUACUUUAUAAUUUUGCCCUCCAACAAGUGCAUUAAUUAAGUUACGUACCAUAUCGUUAUUUAAUAAUGAAAUGAAUUGGUGUCAAUUCGACAGUAUCUGUAAAUAAGAGAUCAAUGUAUGUAACUGAUACUGAUUUUUUUUUAUUGUUCAAGGAAUAAAAUAUGUCUAAAUGUAAAACAAAUCUAAAACGUCAUCAAUCAAAAAAUCAUUUAUAUUUUCUCGAAUAAGCAUGAUCAACUAUGCACUCCAAAAUUUUAUCUUAUUGUGUCAGUUUUCUUUCAUUGUGAUUUGUAAGACUAAUUGUAGAUUACCAGAGUUAGACCAAGCUAAGUUGGCAGCGAUUUUGAUAGCCCAGCCUGUGCAAGUGUUAAGAAAUCGUCAUAGUUUUUUUUUUUUUUAAUAAAUAUUAUAGGACAUUACACAAAUUGACUAAGUCCCACAGUAAGCUCAAUAAGGCUUGUGUUGAGGGUGCUUAGGCAACGAUAUAUAUAAUAUAUAAAUAUUUAUAUACUUAAAUACAUAGUUUCAUAAAAGGUUCACGUUUAAAAUAACCCUUGCACUGUCUGGGCUUUCAAAAUCGCUGACAACUUAUCUUGGUCUGACUCUAUCUUGUUACAAAAAAUGGACAAAGGUACAUAACUAACUAACUAACUGCUUUGGCUCAGCGAUCCAAAAAGAAUCUUGGCCUCCGAAACGAGAGAACGCCACCUGUCCCGAUCCAGCGCGGUUUCCUGCCAUGAAUUGGCAUUCAGCCGACGCAGGUCCGCCUCCACUACAUCACACCAGCGGUACCUGGGGCGCCCGAUCGGACGACGGCCGAUUGGUCGCCCCAAGUACGCUUCCUUGACUACGCGAUCCUUCCCCAUUCUGAGUAGGUGACCGAGCCAGCGAAGUCUGUGGGAUUUAGUUACGCCUAUGAUAUUGGGCUCAGCCACCAACUCUUCGAUCUCGGCGUUUUUCCGGAUCCUCCAGGAGCCGUCGUCACUUCGGACAGACAUAGUGUAAUAAAACCUUUUGGGACUGUUAUCUUAUAAGUGGAAAACGUAUUUCUAAUAAUUAUGGUAACUCUAGUUAUAUUCACUAUUUUUUAAACUGCAUUAUUAAAUGAGGACAUAAAAAUAAUUCUUAAUAGGCAGAGUUAAUAAGUGUGAGUUUAAUUUUUCAUCAAAAAUUGAAAUGGCAAAUCGGUUUGUGUGGAAGCGUUGUAGUGUUUCGCACGAAACACGAGUAUUACUGAUGUGAUGUGUCAAAUGCAAUAUUAUUUAAAGUACUUACAGUCCGUUUCAGAAUUUGCUGGACUAUGACCAGUAGGUACUUUUACCUAAAAAUGUAACUAGGCCCCAUAUGUUUGAAAAUAUUCAAUGUAAAAGUAUUUAUUUGUGGAUUACUGUACAUUUUUGUUAUUUAUUUACCUCUAAGUGUUACAUACCUACUCAGUGAGCUCGAUUAAAUAAAUUUAAGUUGCAAUUA
Cydia pomonella (codling moth) is the source of this 4099-nucleotide messenger RNA. RefSeq names its product PAT complex subunit CCDC47. The record is from RefSeq and is a predicted model, not a curated record. Lineage: Eukaryota; Metazoa; Arthropoda; Insecta; Lepidoptera; Tortricidae. The transcript has 11 exons. Gene Ontology annotation, molecular function: calcium ion binding. Gene Ontology annotation, cellular component: endoplasmic reticulum. Gene Ontology annotation, biological process: endoplasmic reticulum calcium ion homeostasis. Bases 162 to 1574 code for a protein of 470 amino acids.